Messenger RNA from Cryptococcus amylolentus CBS 6039, 1156 nucleotides. RefSeq lists its product as hypothetical. Lineage: Eukaryota; Fungi; Basidiomycota; Tremellomycetes; Tremellales; Cryptococcaceae. The record is from RefSeq and is a predicted model, not a curated record. The coding region runs from base 53 to 1021 and encodes 322 amino acids. The transcript has 3 exons.
CGAUAUGUCCAAGGCUGUCCUCCGCUGAGAAGAUCCGCAUCGACAAUCCCGCAUGCGCCUCCCUUUAGACAUCUACCAAGAAGACCAAAGUGCUGGAACGCCCUCCGCAUACUCUCCUUCAGAUCCAGAGUCGGAACCCGAGUCGCCCCCUCCCAAACGAGGUGCAAAGCGCAAACGGACAUCGGGAAGCUCAACACACCGCAGACGCCGCUCCCCCUCACAGUCCUCGGACGACUCUGUCUAUGCGGUAGCCCAGAUCCUGGCCAGGUCUUUAAACAAGUGGCGCAACCCAGACACGAAACAAUUCGAACUCCGUUACCUUGUGAGGUGGGAAGGGUAUGGCCCGGCUGACGAUACGUGGGAGCCGAUCUCUAGCUUGAUGGAAGGGUCGCAAAGCUUGAUAGAUGAGUUUGAAGAUUUCGAGUACCACCCGUUUGCUAUCCUGUCGUCCAGGAAUAUUCCGUCGAAACCCGCAUCUUAUCUUGUACGCUACGGCCUCGCGUCCCUCGACACCCCACCGUCUCCGCUAUGCGACAAGGUCUGGCAUACCGCGUCCCAGAUUCACCGUAUCGCUGGGAUCCCAAAGAAUAUCGUGGAAACAGCCAUACGAGACUUUGAAGACGAGCAAGUCGCCGAAGACAGCAUCGCUGUCCGGGGCGCAAGCCCAAGAAGGCUACAGCUGUUGAAGAAACAGUGCAUACUCGACAUUCUCACUCGAGAAGAGCAAGAGGACGAGAAAGGAGGCUCGUCUUUGCUGUAUCAUGUCAGGUGGAGGGACAAGAUGAAACUGAAAGAGGAGUGGAUGGACUAUGAGCAGAUUGUAUUCACAUUUGAAGAAGACGGCGUGCUGUUUGUCAGAAAGUGGGAGACUGAAAGGGGGUUCAAGCGGCGGCGGAGUCAGGAGGGCACGUCUAUAAAGAAGGAAAGCAGUAGUAAUACAAAGCCAGUCAAGAGAGAAGGUCAGCAGUCGAUGGCUCCUGGCGCACUGUGCUCAUUGUCCUGCAGCGUUAAGCGAGUAUGAGAUGGAGAGACUCGAAAACAUCAGAGCGAACAGGGAGCUCAUGAAGGACUUGGGACUCUAGAUACCUUGCAUUCUUGGCACGCACAUUCUGGCAUGUAUGUAUCAACAUGAAUGUAUGCAAUUGCAUGGCGACAA